ACAAAUUUCCUUACAUUAAACCCUUUUGUCACCUUUUUUUGCAACAUGUCUCUUGCCAAACAAAAUUUUGCUAGCCAAUCUGAAGAAGCUUUGAACCAACAGGUUAAUACCGAGUUGCAAGCUUCUCAAGUCUAUUUAUCUAUGGCCGCUUGGGCCCAACAUUCUUCUGUCGCUUUGCCCGGAUUAGAGAAAUAUUUUCGUGAAUCUGCCUCUGAAGAAAGAGAACAUGCUCAACACUUGAUUGAUUAUAUCAAUACAAGAGGUGGAAGAGUUGUAUUACGUGCUUUGCAAGCACCAGAGACUGAUUGGAAGUCUGCUAAAAAUGCAAUUGAAUCAGCUCUUCAACUUGAAAAAGAUGUCAACAAGUCACUUUUGAACUUGCACAAGAUUUCUGACGGACAAGGUGAUCCUCAAAUGUGCGACUUUAUCGAAAGUACCUACUUGGGUGAACAAGUUGAAGCUAUCAAGAAGUUGUCAGACAUGGUUACCCAACUUAACCGUGUUGGUGAAGGCCUUGGUGUUUAUUUGUGGGAUCAACAACUUUACAAGGAUGGAACCGGUGCCGGAAGUCGUGCUAUCGGCAACGGUGCUUAAAAAAAAAUCACCCUGAUGACAUUUUAAUUGUCCUAAAUGGGGCAAACAAAGAUAGUUUCUUUUUAAAUAAAAAAAAUUAUUUUUUUAUUUGUUAA
Molecule: messenger RNA, 689 nt
Organism: Mucor mucedo
Lineage: Eukaryota; Fungi; Mucoromycota; Mucoromycetes; Mucorales; Mucoraceae
Product: ferritin-like superfamily
Exons: 4
Coding region: 46-594 (182 amino acids)
Biological process (GO): iron ion transport; intracellular iron ion homeostasis
Cellular component (GO): cytoplasm
Molecular function (GO): ferrous iron binding; ferric iron binding
Source: RefSeq, a predicted model, not a curated record